CAUCCAGUGCAGUUCUGACUACUAUUAACUAAGCGCGUUCCUGCGUUUCCUUGCCCCCUCAUAAGGGCGUAUUGACUUUUGUACAAAAUAUUUUUUCACACAGCAUACACACACAUACAAUAAAUACAUAAAUAUAAACUUAAACAUUUUAUUCAAAGUAAAAUAAUUCCAUAAAGUAUUAAGGAUAUAUAAAUCGAAAGUAUGCAGAAAACGCUAACGAAAACUCAUCAAACGAAUAGCUAACUUCAAGCCGUCACAUACGUAUACGUAUAUGUAGCAUAUUUUUAGGUGCUCUUUGCUGUUAAGCUGUGUAAAUGGUGAAAGUGCAGAAUAGUGUCAAAGUGUUUAGUGUGUCGUCAGUGGAAAAAAUCCAAAUGCAAAUAUCCGUCAUGUAAAAAAUUUUCGGUUUCAAUACAUUUUUGGUUUCGUCAAUAGAUUUCAUCGUUGUUGUGGUAGUGUUGCGUUAACUCAAUAUUUUGCAGAGAAUUUAUUUGAAUUUUUCGGCUAAGAAUAUCGAUUGAUGGCCUUGCAUAAGUCCAGUUUAGCAAGUGUUGUAUCUGGGUAUUUGCGGACACAGACACACACAUACAUAUGUACUUACGCCUGAGCAUACACAGGCGCACAUACGCGCAUAGCUGCUUUGCCGUUUCCAUCUGUGCGUAUUUGUGUGUGUGUGCGCGCGAGUAAGUUCGUGUGUUCAAAAAUAAGAAUUGAUUUAAAUGCCGUGACGCUGCAAUCACACAGAUUUAGAUUUACAAAUCAACACAACGCAGCAGCAGCAGCAGUGCAAAACCAAAAAAAAUACAAAUAAGAAGAAGAAGCAUAACAAUUCCAAAUUUGCAAAGAAGCAAACUCUUCAACAACAACAACAAAAGGAACAAACUCAAUGACGGCUAUGUAAACGGGAAAACGAGCGUGGAAACACAAAGAAUUGAGAAAGAGUAGAAAGGAAAAUGAACGGUGAAGCAGAGGAAGCAGAAAAAACUGUAGAGAGUUAUUUAAUUAAAAAGAAACAAAUUAAUUUAAUUUGGAAAAUAGAAUAAACACAUUUAGUUUAUAAGUUGAACGAAAAACUCUGGCUUUACAUAAAAAAAUUAAGAGAUUAAAAAAUUAAUAAAAAAAUUAAUGAAAAAAUUAAUAAAAUAAAAAAGUAAAAAAUGAAAAAUUAUGUAAAAAGGAAAUUGGAAACGUAAGACUGGAAUGAACGUGAAAAACUUGAAAUUACUGAACUGCUUCUUGGAGCAGUUGCAACUAGAUAAAAAUGUAAGCAAAACAGGCUUUAACAAAAGUUAUUAAAGAGACGUUUAAAAAUAUUUCAAGCCAACAAAACAAAACUUGAAACCAGCCAAGAAGCGGAGCAGCUGAAGCUGGAAAAAAAUGUAAGCAAAAAAAAAAUAAUUGAAAAAAAGUAGAAAAAAAGUCGUUAAGAGGCGUUUAAAAAUAUUUCAAGGAUCUGUGCAGGGCAGCAAUAAACGUUUGAAAAACAGCGAAGAAGCAGAGCAACUGAAGCUGAAAAAAAAUCAACAGCAAAUGCACUGCUGACAUGAAUCUGUGUGCGAAUAACAACAACAACAGCAGAAAUUAUUUAUUUACGCUGACUAUAAAAGUCUAUUCAUCAGGCUGUUAAACAGUGUUGUGCAGUUUUUAACACAAACAAAUACAAGCACGCAGUGACAACAACAAAAUCAAACAAUAAAUGCAUAAAAAGCUCACGUUGACACUGUCACAAAUACAAAAAGCUGCUAAAAAUUGAAGAAAAAAAUAGAUAAAAUUUAUAAUAAAAUGAUAAAAUAAUAAUAAAAAAAUAAUAAAAAAAUAAAAGAAGAAUGCUAAUAAAGGCCUAACAACAAAACCAAUAAUAAAAAAGGCAAAUCACAACAACAACAACACCAACGAACGCUAAUCGCCAACAAUAAACAACAAAGCAACCCAACAUCACUCCAACAACAUCAACACCGAAUUCGAUUAAAUCAGCUGCAUACUCGUAUGUAGUUCUUACAACAACAAUAACCCAUGCACAUCCACACACGCACCCAAAUGGCGACUCUACGCACACCACCCAAUCACGCACGAGCACUCCAGCUUGCAAGCAUUGAAAGAAAGCAAAAGUGAAAAAAUGAUGGGGAAGUAACCAAAACAGUAAAAAAAGAACCAAAUCGGGUGCUAAACGCAGAAGCUAAAAAGAUUUAUGACCAUCAAAUAUUAAAGUUGCCAACUACUAUGCGACGCAUUUUUAACGUCUGCAAAUAACAAAACAAAAAAAAACGUAACAGAAACGAGUGAAAAAACACACCAAUAAACAGCAGCAGCCGUACAAAUAACCAUCAAGGACCAAAGGCGACGACUGGGUCAGACCAGUAAAGCAGGCGCGUCAUCCGUAGUGCUUCGCUUGCGAGUGACUUCAGCCAGCAUUGGCCACGGUGGUGGGGCAGCGCGAGCACAACAUUAAAUAAAUUGCGAAAUUGUCACACACGCUUACGUACGAACAGUUUCGCUUCUCCACUCUCACUUCCCCCCUCCCGCGACAACAACGGAUGAAUAUCAACUGCAAUUAUAGCACAAUCUAGGCACAAUCUCACUAUCCACUAACACGCGCAGCAGCUGAAGGAAGGCGCAGCAGCAGCUAGUGAAAGCAGUGGACAGCUCAGAAGUCGUGAAGAAUGGCUGUGGCGAUGCGACCAAAUGGUUUACAUCACGCAGUUUCACUAGGCACCAUCGAGGUGGCGUCUAAGUCAGCGGCUUCUAGCCAUUACGAUCGCAGUUACGACUCCGAAGAUGAGAAUAUGAGUCGACGCCGUUUACGACACACCUCCUCCACAGAACUGUAUCCGCGUCCAUCCGUUUAUUCGAAAGGCGAUAUACGCGAACAGUACUGCCUAACUGAUCGUCAGCUGCAUAGCAUCGAGAGGCCGCGUCGCGAUCGUUUCUUUGGCUGUCUCUCGAGGCGUAGCGGUGUGCCGCAAUCCUUUCUGGGUGGCUGUGUGGGGCGUCGAGUGCCCUCCGACGAGAAUUUAGCUGCUUACGCACCAUUCUACAAGUAUCCGCGCUAUCAACGACCAUUUCCCAAUCACGACGAUAAAUCACCUGACUCCGAUAUGGAUAGUUCCUAUUUUAGACGACAACCAGCUUCAAUAUUGAGCACUGCGAAAAUGCAAGACACUGGUGGUGGUGGUGGUGGUGGCGUCGGUGUCGGUGUCGGUGUCGGUGUCGGUGUAACACCAGGCGUCAACAUGGGGGCGGGCCCAAGUCAACGCUACUCUUGGGUGGGCGUUCAAACAGGAAUUGGAAAUGAGAAUAUCAACUUUACGAACGACCCAAGCGCAAGCCUGACUUGCUGGCUAACACCGACUGACUACCAAUAUCGGAAUAUUUAUAUGACGAAUUGUUUUGCACUUUGCGCACAGAAUCAUUUUCAAAACUUCACUAAACCACUCGAAAAUGUUUGUUCGUACCACUAUCCCACCCAUGUCGGACUGCCAGCCGGCCAACAACUACAAAUGGGCGGCACAACACCGAGAACAAAGCAUGUCAGCUUCGCCCGUUCGCAUACACUCACCUCCUUCGACGAUGUCAAUUUGGGCUUACGUUCCUCUGGUCGCAUGAAGACCGCACGCAGCCAAGAGCGUCUAAUUGGCGGCAAGAAACCGAUCAUUGCCACUGGCUCUUUGUACGAGUCUAUACAACUGCCAACUCGUAUAGGCCAACCAACUGCACUGCAUCCACAACAGCAAAUGCAACAACAGCAACUGCAACAACAGCAAAUGCAACAACAGCAACAGCAGCAGCAGCAGCAAUCUCAUCCGCCGUCUAAUUAUAUUACGACUUUACCGCCCACGAUCGCCAUGCAUCCACAUCAACAGGCUGUCAUACAUCAGCAUGCGCCACACAUCCAUCCACCGCAUGGGCAUGGCCAUUCACAUCAACAUCAUCAUGGACCGCCUAUUCAUAUACAUCAAUUUGUGCCGGCAGCUUUUGCCGGCUCAGACUUGGGAGCUCAGGUGCAAACUGAACAACCGAUUUCUUUGUUAUCCGGCAGGCCACUAUCGCACAUGGAUGACAUACCACUUGGUGUCGGUGGUGCUGGAGCGACGCAUGGUGGCGUCAUGCCCGCUGGCUUAGGGGUGUUGACAUGCGCCACGCAGGUACUUGCACCACCUAGUCCCGAAGUGCUGGUUGUGGAGAAGAAGUUUCGCAAUGCUAUGAAAACACAGGCCACGCAAACGGAGCUCCGGAAAGAUGGAUUUACGCAGGUCUUGGCGCUAAGUCCAAGAACGAUGCAUAAAGUUAAGGUGGUAUCACAAGGCGCACAAACGAAUGGUCUGCUGAAUGGAAAGAAGCUCACAAAGAGUCUGUCAGAAAUGCCGAACGGAAAAGUUGUACCGGGCGCAGAUAUCGGACAAAUCAGAAGUUUUGUCGACCAUAGCGCCGUGUAUCGCACCCAAUCAGAGGAGCCGCCGAAGUCGCCACUUGAUCUCGACGAUCCGAACAAUAUAAACUACUAUGAACCGCCACCUCCACUCGACACAAUUUCCUACUACAGCCGUCGCUCAUCACAACUACCCUCCGAGGAGAGUACACCCUUCUUUCCCAAGGACGCAAUUGCCUUCGAUUAUGAGAGCAAUAGUUUGCCACGGCGCGCUUGUACAUUCCAUCGUGAAAGCAGUUUUAGCUCGAACAGUCUGCCCCGCCGUGAGCCACAACAUGCGCACGAGAUUUGCAAGCACAUUACCGAGUGCACGGAGUUAAUGGGUGACAUUAAUGGUGGUGUUGGUGGUGGGUUGCUAGAUUUCUCUAAACCUCACCUGCUACCACCACCCAGCGAAUACUGUAGAGAAGCCGAUGAGCCACUGACAUCCACGUCUACGCUCACAGCAGAGCCGAGCGGCGCAAGCGGCGUGCCCGAAGUUGUGGAAGUGAAUCGACGCAAGUCGAUGGUAGCCACGCUGCCGCCACCGGAUGUCGAUAUUACACCUACACCCUUCAGACGCGAUGACAUACGCCGUCAAUCAAUGCCCAUCUAUGUGAAAACAGAGAAAUUGAUUGAUGGCUUUGGACCACGCUCUUCAUUUCGCUCGAAAACCAAACCAAAGACGGUGGUGGCUGGUGGAGAUGUAUUCGAUGAGAAGGAGAUAUUUAUAGAUUUUAAGCCGCAUGUUUCGCUGAAAACAGCUGCACAAGUCGCGCAAGCUCAAUACAGACCUCUAUACAAGCCGCUGCCACCUCCGCCGACAACGGAGGAAAUAACACAGCAAAGAGUAGUGGAAGAAUGCGAAAACUGUCGUGCACUGCAGGAAGCCGAACCGCGCUCAUCAGUUAGUGAAGAUGAUUACGAAGAUGGAGCUGAGCAGGAACGCCAACCCGAAACAGAAGAAGAUAAAACACAUUUGGAGGUAAGCGAUCAGCAUGAUCCGCUCUACGAGAAUGUGCCAAGUGUCUAUAAGCCCAUGAACGUGCCGCGUGUGGCAGCCGAGCGACGAGCCAGCAUGCGCAAACGUUCCGUAAGUUUAGAUGAGCAAAGCGUUGCACCGGAAAAGUGUAUUGACGUGUCGGCACCACCCAGUCCUUGCCGCGAGGAAUUGCUAUUUGCGAAUGCAUCCACAUACCCAUCAUCAGACUCGUUGGCGAACGAUGUGACACGCGAUCAUUCGGAUGGUAUUUGGAAUGAGUCACAGGUCACGGUGCUAACUGCCGAACAAAAGGAGGGCUCUGAAGGCUCGUAUACCUCGAAUAUGUUAUUGACGCCAACGUCGAGGCGAAAAAAUCUAUUGCUACAACACCAGCAACGCAGCUCGGUGGACACAGAUGCAUUAGAUUUGGAGGACACGCAAGUCGAUUUGAGUCCCACUUAUGGAAUUGCAGUGAGCCCGCUGUCAAACGUGUCCAAACCAGUUAAAAGUGGCACUCCCAUCACGCAGCAGCCACAAGCAAGCCGUGAACUCAAGUCGACCACACUAACCGUGCCACUGAAUAUCACCCCACCCUCUAUUGCGGUCACACCAAGUCUGCCGGUGGCUAAGGAAACGUCACCUAAGAAAUCGCCGGGCACCAGCAAGCGCAUCAUACAGGAGUUACCUACAUUGUCAUGCGAUGGACGACGCACCUCUGACGUGCAACUGACGCGUGCCUCAAUAGACGCGACCACAGCCAACAAGUUCAAUAACCACACUGAUGUCUCCGAGUGCAGCACGAAUACGGAUGAAUAUGCCACUUGUACCGACACAUCGAAGCGCACACCAGUUUCCACACAAAGUUCACAAAUCGACCGCACCCAAGGCUCAUCCUUCGAGAGCGCCUCCUCGCUCUAUUCAACACGUGGUGAUAUACUAACCGAAGACAUACUGCAACACGACGAAAAACCCACUAAGUCACAUAAGAUCGAGCGCGAAAUGCAACUGAAGUCGCCUGUAUCCACGGCCGAAAUGACUAAGCGUUCACCCUCGCACUCGAUUAGUAGCACAUCCUCGAGCAGCUAUAAUGUGGCUGGGUUGAAAACACCAUCGCCAUCAGCAAAGGAUGCUGAAAAGCGUGUAGACAUUCCUGAGAAGACAGUAUCCAAACCGGCACUACCAGCGAGUGUUAUACAGCCUGCAGCCACCGAGCCUGUAAGUGGCCGCGAGAAGCCACGCAUCAAACCCGAGUCCAUAUCGGAUGAUGAACGCAGUGAAGUGCGCUACUCAUCUUCUGGUUACUACGAGAGUCCACACGAUGAUGAGCAUCUAAUAAAGUCACGUCGUCAUCGACUCGACGAGGAGCGCAAACGUCGUAAAACUACAAUGAAAUUAGACAUCGAAAAGGAGAAUUUGCGCGCGCUCACCAGCCCAAUUAAGAAGUUACCGGCAGCGACAGCGGGAGCUCAGGUUCCAUCUAUAGCCGGCGCAAAGGAUAAGCUGCCCGAAAAGCAAACCACCAGCGGCACAACGCACGUAAUCGACACAGCAAGUCCGAACCGCAUUAAACGUUUCCGCCCGAAAAUACGUCGGCAGCUGAGACGUAGUUCGCGCGAUGAUAGCACGCCGAAAAGACAGAAGAACCUAGUCAAUCUAUACGGCAUACCACCGACAGCGGGUAGCACCGAAAAGCUGCUAGACUACAGCGUUAGCCUUAAGAAGGAGGAACGUGAAGAGUUGCCAGUUGCCGAAUGUAAGACGAGUAAAGUCAUCACAUCGCCACAAACAACAACGAAAACCAAAACUUCCUCGGAUGUUUGUCAGUUGAAAGCAAAAUCCAUAGAAUCGUUGCGCUCUGUCUCACCAGGCUCAGAUUCGGUAUUCUAUAGUGAGGCUGAUGGACCAACACAAGAACCGCAUAGUCACUGCUUGCAUUGCGGCAAAGGUGGUGAGGGCCAGACUACGCAUAUAAGUGCAUUGGCUGGUGACUCAGUCGAAUCGCUGCCAUAUAUUGAGAACGAGCAUGAACAGGAUAUUGUGAAGCCUCCAUCAGACUUUGCAGACUCACCUGUGACUACUAAAACUACACAGCGGCUCUACAAGAAAAUGGAUAAACGUUUUCGUUCCGAAGAGCGUUAUCAUGGCGGCGAGCGUGGACGUCACUACAAAACGCGACAGGAGAAUAUACGCGCAAAGAGCGAAGAACGUAGUCGCGAAAGUGUACACACUCGCAGUCCACAAAGCUUACGUCCAGCUGGUUCCAGUCCAUGUGUUCUGCCCGAUGCCGCUGUUGAACAGAGUCAGCAGAUCAUCUAUCGCGGCCACUACGAUCCUGCGCGUUAUUCGCGUCUCACCGAUGCAGAUGUCUGGACACAGUUGAAUCAUCAGAGUUUUGAUCGUCAUCGUGACCGCCGCCCAUCAACGGAGUCUGAGCGCAGUUUUCAUUCAAAGUACCAAGUCAUACUUCAUCGCCUGGUGCAGCGUCGUUGCACUUUGGAAAUGUACCAUCGACAGCGCAAUAACAGUUUUCGUAAGUUGAAAGAGAUAUGUAAGAGGGUGUCCGGAAUUUCAUUCUCUUCGUUGCUACUUAUUUUUACAGAACUAAUCACUUCGAAUUCAGCAAUAGAUUCGUUGCGCCGAAAGCUGGAAGAUGUGUUGAAAUUGAUGCUCUUAGUCUGGGCACGCGAAUCGCAUGUAAUCUCCAAGAUUACAGCCGGCGAAAGGGGCGUUGACAAAACUAUUGUGGUAAAGAGUGAAUCCGGCGAAUUCGGCUUUCGCAUACAUGGCUCGAAGCCGGUAGUCGUUGCCGCUAUUGAACCAGAAACACCCGCCGAAAGUUCUGGUCUCGAAGUGGGCGACAUAAUUAUCUCUGUGAACGGCGUCGAAGUGUUGGAUAAACAUCACACCGAGGUGGUGAAGAUUGCGCACGAUGGCUGCGAAAUACUCGAGUUGGAGGUGGCGCGCACCAUUGGCGUACUCAUGCACGAGCAGCAGGAGCCACCCAGCCAACCGAUCUUUAGCGGCUAUUUGUGGCGGCAGAGCGGUCAGGCGAAAGGCGCACCAAAUACGAAGAAAUGGGUGCGACGCUGGUUCUCGCUGCGGCCAGACAAUUGCCUUUACUACUACAAAACAGAGGAUGACACACAACCCGUUGGCGCUAUGAUCAUGGCUAAACACACAGUUGAUCACUGCCCGCCAGAGGUCGGCAAGCCGCACGCCUUCAAAAUUGAUUCCGGCGAAGGUAUACCACUGUAUGUGGCUGCUGACUCCGAGGAAUUGUCCAGCCGUUGGAUUAAGUUGCUGAAGCAAGCGGCCACACAGGGCACACCCUGGCUAGAUAAUUGCGCUCACAAUCUCUAUCAACCACCGAGCAGCAUUACACGUCCGGACUGUUUUGGCUACCUGCUGAAAUUGGGCUCCCGCUGGUGUGGCUGGUCGAAACGCUACUGUGUACUGAAGGAUGCUUGUUUGUAUUUCUAUCAGGAUGCGAAUAGCAAAACGGCAUUUGGUAUGGCGUGCCUGCAUGGCUAUAAGGUUUCGUCAAUGUCGACUAACGCCUCUGGUAAGAAGAAUUCCUUUGAGAUUAUUCCACCAGAGACUAAAUUGCGGCAUUACUAUUUCUGCACCGAAUCUGAGAUGGAUAAAAAGAGAUGGAUUUCGGCUCUUGAAUAUUCCAUCGAUCGUUGGAUAAAAUCUGGGUAACUAAAGUUGAGAACGAUUGGGAGUAAACGCAAGCGUAGUUUCAGUUACUACUUGGAGUGAAAUGUGAGCAAAGUGGAAGCACUGGGAAUGCAAAGCGCCAAAACGGAUUGAAUUUGCUGCCAAAAUAACCCAAAUAUGAAAAAAUAUUUUUGAAAAAAAAAAAUAAAUUAAACAGAAGUGAAAACCUAUAGAUUAAGCAUAGUUGGGCAAAGCAAGUAGAAAUAAAAGCACAAAUGAUUACUAUAGUUUAAGAAUUCGAAAAAUUUUUCGAAAGAAAAGAAACUGCAUAAAAAAAAGAGAAAAGUAGCAGAAAGAAAAACAUAAAAACUAGCGGGCUUAAGCAAAUGAGGAAAAAGCGACAAAGGUUUACAAACCAAGUAGAAAAUAUUUUUGAAAUUGCUGUAAAUAGUUCAAUUUGAAAAAUUUAAAUUUUGAAAAUUGUAAGAUUUAAAAUUUAGCAAAUUUAAUAAGUCAAAAAAAAAAAAAAAAAAAAAAAAAUAACUGCUGAUAAUUAGUUUUAUGUAAAUACAUAGAGGCCAAAGUUAAGUAAAAUGGAAUUUGAUUUAAUUAUUGUAAUUUAUUGGACUAAAGAAAAAUAGAAAUUUCAGCAUUUAAUGGAAAGUGAUUCUAAUUGCCAACCAACACCACAAAUUAGAGUGACGAUCACUAAAAAUAGCUUUAGAGGAUAUUGCAGAAAAUAUACAUAAAUUAUAUUAAAUAUUAUUAGCGAAUAAAAAGUAAUAGGAAACAAAAC
This is a messenger RNA of Anastrepha ludens (Mexican fruit fly), 9843 nucleotides long. RefSeq lists its product as uncharacterized. Gene Ontology annotation, molecular function: protein binding. Lineage: Eukaryota; Metazoa; Arthropoda; Insecta; Diptera; Tephritidae. The record is from RefSeq and is a predicted model, not a curated record. The transcript has 22 exons. The coding region runs from base 2661 to 9089 and encodes 2142 amino acids.